AGGCUCGCCACGUCCUCUGUUCCGUCCAGAUCGUCUGGCUCGGACUCGGUAAUCACGAUUCCAGAGGAGGCAGCGGCGGCGGGACUCUAGAACCUUCCGAGAAUCCGAGUUCCUUCUGCGUCCCUUCACCCUUCUCGUUGCGCUCACCACAGGCAAUUCGACCGUUCACAGAGAAUUGAAUCAUGGAAGGAGGGGGUAGCAACACGCCCUUCUACCGCGGCAACAGCACCGCACUCGCCACCAACCCUUCUGCUGCUGCUGCUGCUGCUGCUGCGAAUGGGGCACAGAAAGGGGACAGGGAGGCUGCCAUCGAUGCCGAGAUAGUGAGGGUUAACGACCUACCAGCUCAUAGUUCCUACGCCAUACACCGCAUGAAGGUGCUAAACAAACUUCGUCAUCUGCUGUCCAUCAAGAGGACUACAUCUCAAGAUGAGGAGCUCGAACUUCUCUUCGCAAGCCUUUCAAUCUAAAGUGUAUCCUUGAUAAGCCAGUAUUUUAACCCUGCUAGGGGAGCCCACUCUUCUGCCUAUCUCUACUGUUAUGUCGUUACCUCUCAUAGCAUGCUUCCUUAUAGUUUCGAAGUGCAAGGAGAUCCCGUUACUUGUCUGUAUCAUAACUCAUAAAUUGUUCGAAACUUUGAUUGAGGAUGUGGCGUGCUCUGCUCCUCUAAACCUGGACGAUGUGGAAUGGUGGGAAAACCCCCCCUACUAUUGUGUUGUUUGUGAAUGUACCGUUGUAACCACAAGUGAACUUGCUGUCUCGGACAAGAAUUAUUAGCUAAAUAACCAUGGUACUGUUUGUUGA
This is a messenger RNA of Zea mays, 804 nucleotides long. RefSeq lists its product as uncharacterized. Bases 183 to 470 code for a protein of 95 amino acids. The transcript has 4 exons. NCBI's taxonomy places the organism in Eukaryota, Viridiplantae, Streptophyta, Magnoliopsida, Poales, Poaceae. The record is from RefSeq and is marked predicted.